Molecule: messenger RNA, 639 nt
Organism: Mycena indigotica
Lineage: Eukaryota; Fungi; Basidiomycota; Agaricomycetes; Agaricales; Mycenaceae
Exons: 3
Coding region: 1-639 (212 amino acids)
Source: RefSeq, a predicted model, not a curated record
AUGUCGGAGCGUGCCCUUCUCGUGUUGGCGGUCUCCAAUGCUGCAUUCGCUUUCCUUGUCGGCCUCGCCUAUCGAAGCGAAAUUCAAGGCUGGGCUUCCUUUGGCUAUCGAGCUCUCUCCAGCCUUGUCUCCAGCGAGCUUGUCCUCGCUCCCUACGCCCUCAUCCUGGUCUAUAUCUUGGUCAGUCUUCACAGCCUGAAGGACGACGUCGCGCAGGCUACCGCAAGACCAAUCCGCCGCAAACGCGUUAGGCCUCAGCCAGUCUACGAUGCGAACGACCGGCUCAUCGGCUAUUUCCGCGGCGGAGACCGAAGAUCUGAUGUCCCAUCCGAGAAUACCAGACCCGUCACUGCGAACCCGGUCCUUGAUGGAGCUGCAUUGGCACCAAAGUCACCCGAAUCUCGGACGAGCACAGUCUCCCCACCCCCACCUAUUGUAUUCCAACCACCGCAAGUCCAUGUCUACUGCUCUCUCCAGGCCUCCGAGUGGAACGGCUGGCCCGACGGCCAUCUCCAAUGCCAACUUCGACGUCAAGAGCUGAAGGAGGUGGGAAAUCUUGCGCUGUUCUGGGUAUGUGAGCCAAUAGCUGGCCGCCGACCUGGCUCUCCGGACGCCGACCUGGCUCUCCGGACGCGAUAA